Messenger RNA from Photinus pyralis (common eastern firefly), 1217 nucleotides. RefSeq names its product N-acetylneuraminate lyase-like. The transcript has 8 exons. The coding region runs from base 97 to 1032 and encodes 311 amino acids. Gene Ontology annotation, molecular function: N-acetylneuraminate lyase activity; 4-hydroxy-tetrahydrodipicolinate synthase activity. The record is from RefSeq and is a predicted model, not a curated record. NCBI's taxonomy places the organism in Eukaryota, Metazoa, Arthropoda, Insecta, Coleoptera, Lampyridae. Gene Ontology annotation, biological process: N-acetylneuraminate catabolic process.
AAUUACGUCAGCAUUAAUAACUAUAGUACCUACUCAAUGCCAAGGAUCAUUACAGUCUCCUAAGUACAUAUAGCACGUUAUACUUGUCGGAUCAAAAUGGGUCAUAGAAAAACGGCUACCAUGCUUACAUAUCGGGGGUUAAUGGCGCCUGUUUUUACACCAUUCAAAAAUGAUGUACACAAGACUUUAAAUGUGGAUGUGAUUCCCUCCUAUGCCGAUUAUUGUCAGAAGAAUGGCAUAAAGGGUAUAUUAGUAAAUGGAACUACUGGAGAAGGAUCGUCUAUGACCACAAAAGAACGGAAACUAGUAACGGAAGUUUGGAUGGAACAGUGUAAGUCAAGAAAGCAGCAUCUCAUGGUUCAAGUUGGAGGAAUUUCGCUACCAGAUGUUCUCUCACUGGCUGCACACGCAGAAAAAACUGGCGCAGACUCGAUUUUAUGUUUACCAGAACUAUUUCAAAAACCAACCUCGAUUGCCGACCUUAUUCGCUACUUAAAAAUGGUGGCAAAAGCUGCACCCAAUACACCUCUAUUAUACUAUCACAUACCAAGAAUGACACAUGUGAAUAUUCACAUGGGCACGUUUUUAAAUUCAGUUGGAAACAGUAUUCCAACAUUCAGUGGUAUAAAAUUCAGCUCGACUGUUCUAGAUGAAGGAUUGGCCGCUGUCAAAGCAGACAAAGAAAAAUAUUGUGUCUUCUUAGGGGCACAUGCUAUAAUGGCAGGUGCAUAUACAUUAGGAUUCAGUCUUGGAAUAGCAACGACGCAGAAUAUAUUUCCACAGUUUGGCGAAACAAUUUUAAAGUCCAUUAUGAAAGGACAGCUGUUACAAGCACAGGAGACUCAAGCCGAUUUAAAUACUGCUGUUAAUAUCAUCAAUAAAUAUGGACCUUUUGUUCCUAGUAUGAAGGCGGCAAUGCAAAUAUUGUCUUCAGUACCAGUUGGUGAAACAAGGGAACCUGUCACGCCUGUACCCGUAGAGCAAAUGAAAAAAAUGGAAAUUGAGCUUAGAGCAUUACCGUUUAUCAAGUGAUUACAAUAUCAAAUUCACUUUAUUUUUUGUUGUUCUGGCUUGGUGUUUUUUAUUAAACACAUUAUACGAGAGUCAGUCUUAACCUUGUACGGAAUUCUCAUGUAUAGUACUACCAUAGUAUUAUACUAUGGUACUACAAUUAGAUCUCUUCUACAGAACAAUAAAUUAUUACGAUUAUGUUCCAA